AAUCACUGGAUAUCUGGUGACCCUUGAACAAAUUAAUUUUGAUCAAAACUUGACACUGUCUAGAGCUUCUCUGGCUAGACUGGAGACUGAAGUACAUCUACCUAGGCUGUGUUCAUGGCUCAGUUGAGUCGACCAGUCAUGAGCGGUGGUGAUCAGCUAGACCUUGGCUUGGCCGUUCUCUGUGGAAAUGUGGAAGACAUCACUCGCAUACUGGAAGAAGGUGUUCCUGUGAAUUCCAGAGCAAGUGAUGGGUGGAUUGCUCUACACAAAGCGUGUUUCAACAACAGAGCAGACAUUGCAAAGCUUCUGUUAAAGUAUAAAGCUGAUGUUAACCAACAAGACAGCGAAGGAGACACGCCCCUUCACAAAGCCUUCUAUAUGGGAGCAAUGGAAUGUAUCACUUUACUGCGUGCCACAGGGAUGUGUGACUUAGGAAUUUUGAACAAAUCUGGAAGAACUCCGUUAGGGGAAGCAAUCUAUCAUGGUAACCCGAAGAUAUUCAAGUUUUUGAUCAAGAAGCUUGACAUGGAUGCUCAUAAAGGUCCUGUUAACGAACAAGGAGAUACUCCGUUGGGAUUUGCUAGUCGUGGAGGGAAGCUUGAAAUUGUCAAGUUUCUCGUCUCUGUUGUUAAUGUUGAUGUUAAUGCCCCUGCAACCAAAUCCGGACAGACACCAUUGGCUUUGACACACCAAAAUGAGAUCAUUCGAGUUCUACUUCAAUAUGGAGCACACAGCAAAGAUGCUUACUCAAAAAUAGUAGGCAAAUUCUUGGAUCCCUUGACCAAUCCAGUGAAACUUUUCAUCAUUGGUCGUGGCGGUGAAGGCAAAAGCACACUUGUAAAAUCGAUGGAGCAAGAGCCUUCUUUCCUACAAAAUCUAACUGAGCGGUGGUUCACCUCUAGAUCUCCGCAACAGGUCACUGAUGUUAACCAACAAACAGCUGGUAUUGUUACGAAACUUUUCAAGAGUCAGGUGUUUGGAGAUGUCGAAGUGUUUGAUUUUGCAGGGCAAGAUACGUACUACAGCAGUCAUGCUGCGAUCGUCAAGUCAGUUGUUAAUACAUGUCCCCCAAUUUUUUUGCUCGUUUUAGGUCUUCAUAGAGACGAUGACGCCAUUAUACGUUCAAUAUCGUAUUGGUUAGGUCUAAUUUCCAAUCAAUGCGACAAUAUGCAAUGCAAAGCCCCUCUCAUUGUAGUUGGUAGUCAUGUCGACCAGGUUGCGCAAACAACGUCAAUUGAUAGAAAGAAGCGACUCAUCACACAAUCAAUUUCAAACAAUUCAACUUUCGAUCUGGUUAAGACCAUUGCAAUGGAUUGCCGCUAUCCACAGUCAGAAGGUUUGACGUUGCUUCGACGUUCAUUGGAAACGAGCUGUUCAGUAAUUCGAUCUAAACUGACUGUAACAUUGAACUCUCAUAUGCUUCUCAUUUUCCUUCUUGAUAAGUAUGCUAAAGAGAUUGCAGUUCAACUUGAAGAAGUGCAACAGAAAAUUAAUGCUGAUGCUGAUUGCAGUCUUUCUAGAAGAGAUAGAGAAAUACUUUCGUUUAUUCCAAAUACGAUUCCUCAUCUUGUUGAGAUCUGUGUCCAGUUAAAUGACAAAAGUCACAUUCUUUUUCUACACAAUAAUACAUCACCUGAAAAGAGUUUCAUAGUUCUCAACAAGACAGCACUCUUGAGUAAAGUUAACGGUACUAUCUUCGCUCCUGAAAACUUUAAACAGCACUGUGAACUCUCUACAAGCACUGGUGUGGUUCCAAACUCAAAACUUUCCACAUAUAUUCCAGAUGUUGAGGUUGAAGUGCUUACCGGAUUUUUAUUUAAUCUCGAACUUGCUGUACCAAUUGAAGAUGGGGAAGUCCUCGAACUUCUUAACAAAGAGCAUUUUCCUCAAGACAGGAAUAACAAACACAUAUUCUGUCCUGCACUUAUCCGAUUAGAUCCUCCAAGGGGAAUUUGGGAGAAUAUGAAACAUUCUUUCGGCUGGAUGCUGUCUUGUGUCGAUAGGAAUCAGUUUUUUGAUGCAAGGUUUCAACAAAUUCUCAUUCUCAGACUGGCUUUCUCUCAAGUUAUUGCCCCCGAAAUAAAGUCUCAUGUUCCUACUUUACAGCACCAAUGUUCAGUCUGGAAAACAGGUAUCUGUUGGAGCAUUAGUCAAGGUGCAAAAGUUGUUGUUGAAGUUAUCGAUCACAAUAAAACUAUCGUACUGCUUCAGACCCGCGAACAAUCUUUGGAAUGUUUAACGUUACGCUCAGUGGUCAUAAAGAAAGUUCUCAAGGCUGUUAGUGAUGUCUGUCCAUCUGUAAGCACAGCUGAGCAAAUUCUCGCACCAGCUUCAGUUAAUUAUCCUAUUGAAUUAUCGAUAGCAAAGCUAUUCAGUAUUAAAACAGUCGCACAGAGCAUUGUUAAUCGUGAACUAGGAGUUGUUUCGAAUAAUGGUCAGUGUACUGUGCAACUUAACCAAUUGUUUGACGUGUAUGUUCAUCUUGGUGAAAACGUUCUUCGAUCUUUGUUCAACGAAAACGAUGCAAUUUACAAUUCAACAAUAUCUGAUCGAUACAUUUCAGCCGUUUCUUCCUUUUGGUCUAAGAAUUCUCAAAUCAGUAAGAUCAUCUACUCCGCACUUACCACCACAGAAUGUGUGACCACACCACAAUUAGGUGUUGAAAGUCUACGAAAAGUACUUACGUCAUGGAGGGAAAGAAGUGAAGGCACGUACAGUUCACUCAGACAUAUUUUGGAUCCUCUAAGUAUUUUUGCUGGAAAAAACCCCAUGGAAAUCGCUGAUAUCCCUCCUAAGGAGUUUGAAGAGGACUUAUUGCCAGUGUUACCGGUGCCCCAAGCAAUAAGCACAGAUGGUGGAGUCGUAACGAUUGAUAAUCUAAUGAGAAAAACCGGAGUCACUGACAACCAGCUGAAUGCACUUCUCAAAGAAAAUGACCUUCACAACAUUGCCGCCUGUUUUAAUGAUGUCGAUACUUACAUCUACAAUCUUGGUCUGCUUCCUGGACAGCAAACUGAUAUCCAAGAUCUGGCUUGUCGCAGUGGUACACAAAUAGCUAUGGCGAAAGCACUCAAACUGUGGGGUCAGCCUAACCCUAUUGCAGCAACUUAUAGAGCGCUGCUGGUUAUUGUACUGGACUUAAGAAGAGGUGAUGUGGCUCUCCGUGUUUGUAAGUGUCUCUCUGAGAACACUUUGUCUAAAACUUUGUUAUAACACUGGGUAGUGUCACUAGAUAUCUUGUGAUCACUCACGCAAGGCGAAUAUAAUUAUAUGUACAUGUAUACUUACUAUUUAUAAGACCAGGAGUGAUAUUCAUGCACUCCUGAUAAGACACAAUGGCUCUGCGUGAGAUAAUAUAAUUAUGACGCCCUUAAUGUCAUAAUCUAUAGACUAGAUACGUGUGUUUGCUUAUCUUUAUAUUAUAUUAAAUUAUGACGGUGAUCUUAUGAACAUUUGUCUUCAA
This is a messenger RNA of Halichondria panicea, 3463 nucleotides long. Its product is annotated as death-associated protein kinase 1-like. The record is from RefSeq and is a predicted model, not a curated record. Lineage: Eukaryota; Metazoa; Porifera; Demospongiae; Suberitida; Halichondriidae. Gene Ontology annotation, molecular function: protein binding. The transcript is spliced from 7 exons. The coding region runs from base 115 to 3213 and encodes 1032 amino acids.